GGAGAAGCACAUUUGCGAUAGGUGUGAGACUAUGAAGAAGGACUGUUUGCCACAGAACACAAGAAGUCUGAGAAGGCCUCGUAGAAUUGACCACGGAAAUAGUAUCACUUCCGAAGAGCAAGAACAAAUCCCGCAGCCAGGCCAACACAGCAAUAACAAUCAACAAGCACCAGGAUAUGACAAGUCGGCCAGGAAUCUAGCCCAGAAAAACACAAAGCCUGAUAUAGGCACUUCCCAGCCCCCAUUUGGACUAUCAUGGCUACAAGCAGCUCAAGUUCUUAGCCUCUUCCGCGAAGGAUUCACCCCCCAAUUCCCCUUCGUGACAGUCGGGAGUCAUCACACUGCAGAAUCACUGCACAAAGACAGUCCGCUUCUAUUUCGUGCUAUAAUGAUGGCCGCUGCGCCAUUAUCUGAAGCUAGAGUGGCCAAGACGAGACGCAACAUACUCGCAUAUCUGAGCUUUAGGGUAAUGGUUGAAGAAGACAAGACUCUGGAUAUACUACAGGGUGUACUGGUGAUCAUUGCUUGGGCGCACAGGUGUCACAUUGACAAUAGUCAGGUCACCAAUCUGGCGUAUCUUGCACUUGGGUGUGCACAUAACUUGAAUAUCACACAAGACAUAUUGUCAGCUCAAACACUAAGCUCUGGAACGCCUGGCAAAGCACACAUGACAAUUUCAUUGGAGGAGAUACGAGCUCUUCUCGGACUGUAUUGCAUUCUGUCAAUUGUGUCAACAAGACAAUCACGACGAAGUCCUCUCGACAUACCCUACAUGGAGACAUAUCUCAAGACUGUCUCCCAGGCUCAAGCAAUACCAUCUGAUUCUUCAAUAGAGUCUAUUGUUCGGUUCGUUCAGAUGGGUGAGAGACUUUCAAGAAGCUUUGGCGAGCCGCAUGAGCGCACGCUGUUAAGACCAUAUGCUGUCCUUCUCGAAGGAACUGGAAGUCGUUUCCGCAAUGACCUGAGUCGCCUAGCAGAGUCAAUUCCCAACCACAGUCUUGAAACAUACAGCCAGAUGUUUGAGCUUUACCGUUUAUAUCUCCUAGUGCGUCUCUUUGAACCAGCAAUUAUCGUGGCAUGCCAUCCUGAUGAGGGUGUUCCUCAAUUCGUCUAUCUUUUGACAUGCUUGCGCAACUGUCUUCAGACAAUGCAGUCCUUUUUCGAUCUUCUUCUUGACUCGUCUGUUGAUCUGCUAUUACGUUGUUCAAUACUUACAUGCGAUCAAAUUCUCUAUGUCAUGCUACAAGCUGCAAGGUUGCUUCUUGUUGAGAUUCCUGACUGGGAUACUCAGUCUGUUCGACAGACGCUUGAUCUUAGCAAUGUGCUGGAUCGGAUGAUAUCACGUUAUGAAGGAGCAGAACGAUUGCGCAGGGCAGCGGUGGAACAAUUCGUUCUUUCAACACUGGAAGAAGAAUCUACGAAUGACAUGGCUAGUACAUCAAAACUGGUAAAGGAAAUACGCUGGCUAAAAUACUGGCUCGAGUCCAGAUUUCAGGGGUCGUCAGGAGAAGUUGGGGAAGAUGCAUAUCAGGGUGCAAUCAAACCGACUUGGUCUCCGGGGCUGUUGGAAGAAAUGCCAUGGAAGAUUAAAGCCUCUGAUUGAAUUUCUUAGUCACCGUCCUUAAACAAAGACUGGGCCCUAAAGGCUUAUAUAUGAACUUAUCAACGCAUGAACGAAAGGCGGUUGAAAUGAAUAUUCGCAAUUGCAGGGUAUCAU
Molecule: messenger RNA, 1717 nt
Organism: Fusarium redolens
Lineage: Eukaryota; Fungi; Ascomycota; Sordariomycetes; Hypocreales; Nectriaceae
Exons: 6
Coding region: 32-1603 (523 amino acids)
Biological process (GO): regulation of DNA-templated transcription
Cellular component (GO): nucleus
Molecular function (GO): transcription cis-regulatory region binding; DNA-binding transcription factor activity, RNA polymerase II-specific
Source: RefSeq, a predicted model, not a curated record